CAUCAAGUUCUAUUCCCCAGAAGCAACAGCACACUUAAAAAAAUAAUGUCCUCCACUAUUGAAGAAGCGACCGAAAGAGAGGGGAAGCUAGUUUUAUGCAUUGGAUGGACAUGCAUAGAUAUCGUAAAUAUUGUUGAUUUUUUUCCAAAAGAAGAUGCAGACUCUAAAAUAGUGGAAUAUUAUUGGCAGAGAGGAGGUAAUGCUAACAACUCAUCUACAGUAUUAUCAGUAUUAGGUCGAUCCUGUGAACUUCUAUCUGUCAUUGCUAAAAAUAGCAGAGAAUAUGAGUUUUUGAUGUCAGAUAUAAACAAGUAUGGUAUUAAAACAGAUAAUUGUGUUUUCAUUGAUAAAAAUCAAUGUCCAUUAUCAACAGCGAUUUUAUCUUUAGAAACUGGCAGCAGAACUAUAUUACAUACAUUAAGAGAUAUUCCAGAAAUCACCUAUGAAAACUUUUUGCCUAUAUUUGAUGAGUCUAAUAAAUAUUCAUGGAUUCAUUUUGAGGGUCGACCUAAUAUAGAAACUAUUUGCAAUCUAUUAGUUAAACUUGAUGAGUUGAGUAAUAGAAGUGAGAUAACCACAUCAGUAGAAUUAGAACAUCCUUAUAUAGAAGAUUUAGAGUUAUUAUUAGAUAAAGGUGAUUAUGUAUUUUUGAGCAAAGAUUACGCAAAGUUUCGAGGUUUUUCUGAUAAAAAUGCAGCAGUUGAGACUUUAUCUACCAGUAUUAAAGAUGGAGCCAUCAUUGUAUGUGCAUGGGGUGAAGAUGGGGCAGCAGCCAUGUUGAAAGGAGGGAAAGUUGUAUCCGUGCCUGCAUUAAAGCUAGAGAACAUGAUUGACAGUCUAGGUGCUGGCGAUACGUUUAUUGCAAGUUUUAUCAACGCAACUUUAGAUGGACUGACAUUAAAAGAAUGUCUGAGUUACGCGUGUCAGGUAGCUGGAACGAAAUGCUGCAUGAAGGGUUAUGAUGGAUUGUCAAAAUUCAGGAAGAAAGAUUAACUCCUUAGAAAUUAACAGUUGAAGCUUGGGUUGUGAUGUUCAAUUUGAUUAGAUAAGUCAAGACACCUCUAUAUGUUUAAACUAUGUAUAUCAUUACAACACUGGACCUAAAGCCUAAUUUCCAUAGGAAACUAUAAAAUGUUGCUUGAACCGACAGGACUCGAUAAUCGACAGGGAUUCUUCUAAUAGAAAUGAUGUAAAAUGACCCAAAUCAAAAAUUAUGUUAUUAUAACAGAACUUUCUGAUAGUAUCUGAGAAAUAUUGAAUUGUAGAGGAUACUUGUACUGGUAUUAAUAUUUAAACAAUCAAGGGCAGUGGGAAUAUGGAUUGUCUUGUUUGUUGAAUCCAAGAACCUGAAAUUUGAAAUAUAAGAAGUAAGCUUACCUAGUCGUCCUAAAUUAAUUAUUAGGUAAAUCAUGCAGUCAUGUUUUUUUUUUUAUGUAAUCAAAUAUUUAUAAAUCUAAAUUGUUAUGAAAUUGUUUUCAUUUACUACCUAAGCUUUAAUGUAGUCAUUAAGAAGAAUGUGAUGUUUUAUUUUUUAAAAUGAUAUACUCGGUUUUAUUAUAUCAAAAUUGCACAGGGUUUUUCUAAGACGUAUUUCACUUAGAUGUUUAUAUGUGUUUAUUAUAUUGACAUAUAUGUCCAACCUAAUAUUUAUGUAUCUUUAUCAUGGCUUUCACUUCAAAAAUUUUGCCAGCAAGUCAAUUAUUGAAAUAUUUAACAAGCAAUGGGAUUAGCAAUAUAUAUUUUCCAAAGAAUAUGACAAUUUUUUACAUUAUCCAAAUUGUUACAUAUAUUUUUAGUGUUUAAAUUUUGCAUAUAAUAACUAUCAAUUGAAAUGUAUUUAGUUUGUUUAAAGUUCAAUCUUAUGGUAUAUAAAUUGACUGAUAACUAAGUUCUAGAGCCAGUCUAUUUCACUGUCAAUCAAGACUAAUAAAUAUGGCUGAAACGUUAGCCCCACCUUAUAUGUGCCUUAAUUUACACCAAAUUGUAAUCUUUAAUUCUAGAGAAUCUUAAAAAAAUGGUGUAUUGAUGUAGUAAAACAAACGAAAUAUGUUUUAGAAUAUUUAAUGAUAUUUGUACAGUUACAAAAUCGAAAUUGUGUAGACAUGUACAACUGACCCCAUUCUGUUGACUUUUACCAAGGAGUAAUUAGAAAUCUGCAAAUUUCUAACAUCGGCUUAUAGAUUCUGUAAGAGUGAUUGGGGAAAAAUUUUAAAUUGUUUAAUUUAAGAUUAAUUUUAUCAAGUAUGCAAAAAAGAAGAAAUAUUUAAAAUGAUUUUUCUAUCUUAUUAAAUACAAAAUACCUUUAAAUUUCCUUUUAUUAUUAUGUUAUUAAUAGUGAUAUAAUUCUUAA
This is a messenger RNA of Patella vulgata (common limpet), 2350 nucleotides long. RefSeq names its product ketohexokinase. The transcript is spliced from 7 exons. Lineage: Eukaryota; Metazoa; Mollusca; Gastropoda; Patellidae. Gene Ontology annotation, biological process: fructose metabolic process. The record is from RefSeq and is a predicted model, not a curated record. Gene Ontology annotation, molecular function: ketohexokinase activity. Bases 46 to 993 code for a protein of 315 amino acids.